AUGCUUCGUGGGCUCAGUAGUUCAAGAAUACUGGUUAACCAAUGUUCUUCUUCUUUAAGGAGCCCAGUUGUGGUAAGAAUUGCUUCAUUAUCAUCAACAAGAACUUUAAAUUGGAGGGUUUAUAAUAGUCGUUUGGUAGAACAGUCUAAAGAUGUUGACAAGAAACCGAUUUCUCUAACAUCAGCUUCAUUAAAAGCUGAUCCGGCUAAAACUAAUCUGAAGGUCAAUAAUAACACUAUUAAAGAGCAGACUGCUGCCAAAGUAUCGAAACAAUCAGGACCAAAAGCUCCAACCAUAUCAGAAUUGAAAAUUAUGAAAGAUCUUUUAAAGUAUAUAUGGCCCAAAGGUGAUAAUAAGGUUAAAAUUAGAGUAAUUUUAGCUUUAAUGCUAUUAAUUGGUGCUAAAGUAUUAAAUAUUCAGGUGCCCUUUUAUUUUAAACAGAUUAUCGAUUCCAUGAAUGUAGAAUGGUCUGAUCCAACUGUUGCUCUUCCUGCAGCUAUUGGAUUAACAAUAAUUACAUAUGGUGUGUCUAGAUUUGGUGCUGUUUUAUUUGGAGAAUUAAGAAAUGCAGUAUUUGCAAAAGUUGCUCAAAGCGCCAUCAUGAAUAUAUCUUUACAGACCUUUAAGCAUUUAAUGAAGCUAGAUUUAGGUUGGCAUUUAAGUAGACAAACCGGUGGUCUUACAAGAGCAAUGGACAGGGGUACAAAGGGUAUAUCUUAUGUUCUUGGUGCAAUGAUAUUUCAUAUAAUCCCGAUAACUUUUGAAAUAUCAAUGGUUUGCGGUAUUCUUACGUAUCAGUUUGGUGCUUCAUUUGCAGGUAUUACUUUUACAACAAUGUUGUUAUAUGCAAUUUUCACAAUUAGAACUACUGCAUGGAGAACAGAAUUUAGACGUGCCGCUAAUAGAGCAGAUAACAAAGGUGCUAGUAUUGCCCUAGAUUCUUUAAUAAACUUUGAAGCUGUAAAAUACUUCAAUAAUGAACAAUAUUUGGCCAAUAAAUACUAUUCUUCUUUGGUUGAUUAUAGAAAUUCUCAAGUUAAAGUUGCACAGUCGUUAGCAUUUUUGAACAGUGGUCAAAAUUUAAUAUUCACAUCUGCAUUAACAGCAAUCAUGUACUUAGGUUGUACCGGUGUAAUUGGUGGAAACUUAACUGUUGGUGACUUAGUUCUAAUCAAUCAGUUAGUAUUCCAACUUUCUGUGCCAUUAAAUUUCUUAGGUAGUGUCUACCGUGAACUUAAACAGUCCCUGAUUGAUAUGGAGUCAUUGUUCAAAUUAAGGAAGAACGAAAUAAAAAUCCAAAAUGUGCAUAGACCUCUAAUGUUACCAAAUGAGUUAACUCCUUUCGAGAUUAAAUUCGAGAACGUAACCUUCGGUUAUGAUAAGGAGAGGAAGAUUUUAAAGAAUGCAAGUUUCACUAUUCCAGCAGGUUGGAAAACUGCAGUUGUAGGUCCAUCUGGUAGUGGUAAGUCCACCAUUUUGAAGCUAGUAUUUAGAUUUUAUGAUCCAGAGGAAGGUAGAAUUCUGUUAAACGGUACUGAUAUUAAAGAAAUUGAUCUAGCUUCUUUAAGGAAAGUCAUUGGUGUGGUCCCACAAGAUACUCCAUUAUUCAAUGACACAAUAUGGGAAAAUGUAAAAUUUGGGCGUAUAGAGGCUACUGAUAAUGAAAUUUUACAGGCUAUUGAAAAAGCACAAUUAGCACCAUUAAUCAAGAAAUUACCAAAAGGUCGUGAAACCAUAGUAGGAGAAAGAGGACUGAUGAUUAGUGGUGGAGAAAAGCAAAGAUUAGCAAUUGCCAGGGUAUUAUUAAAAAAUUCUGGAAUAAUGUUUUUUGAUGAAGCGACAAGUGCUUUAGAUACCCACACAGAACAAUCACUUUUAAGAACAAUAAAGGAAAACUUUGACGGUUCAUCCCGUACUAGCGUCUACAUUGCCCAUAGAUUAAGAACAAUUGCUGACGCUGACAAGAUUAUUGUCUUGAAAGACGGUCAAGUCGAAGAAGAAGGUACUCAUAGACAACUAAUAGCUAAAAAGGAAUCCUUAUAUAGCGAACUAUGGAAUAUCCAAGAGAAUCUCGAUCUAUUGGAAAAAGAAUUGGACGAGGAAGAACAAAAAGAAAAAACAACAUAA
Messenger RNA from Vanderwaltozyma polyspora DSM 70294, 2127 nucleotides. It is a transcript of the gene ATM1, whose product is annotated as ATP-binding cassette Fe/S cluster precursor transporter ATM1. The transcript has a single exon. The coding region runs from base 1 to 2127 and encodes 708 amino acids. Gene Ontology annotation, molecular function: ATP hydrolysis activity; ATP binding; ABC-type transporter activity. The record is from RefSeq and is a predicted model, not a curated record. Gene Ontology annotation, cellular component: mitochondrial inner membrane. Gene Ontology annotation, biological process: intracellular iron ion homeostasis; transmembrane transport. NCBI's taxonomy places the organism in Eukaryota, Fungi, Ascomycota, Saccharomycetes, Saccharomycetales, Saccharomycetaceae.